Scomber scombrus (Atlantic mackerel) is the source of this 1317-nucleotide messenger RNA. It is a transcript of the gene bcl2l12, whose product is annotated as BCL2 like 12. The transcript has 8 exons. Gene Ontology annotation, biological process: regulation of apoptotic process. Lineage: Eukaryota; Metazoa; Chordata; Actinopteri; Scombriformes; Scombridae. The record is from RefSeq and is a predicted model, not a curated record. Bases 48 to 1088 code for a protein of 346 amino acids.
ACCAUGACAGCUGUAAGACCGACAGCACAGCACACACAGACGGAGUGAUGUCAGAGUCUACGGGCCGUUGUUCCUCUGUCUCCUCCAACUCUUCCAUCUCUCUGGUGGAGAUCAAAGCUGACACUCAUCUAGUUCUCCAAGCUUUCCUCCAUCGAACCCUUUCCAUCCCUCCGAAAAAGAGGCCUGGCAAUGUAGGAGGUGCUUACAGGGAUCACAACAAGUACAGCUCCAAGCCACAGCCAAAUACAAAGGAUGGUUGGGAUCCUCAGACUGAAGAUGUCACUAACACCACACGUGAUCUUGUCAAAGACCGUAAAUGCUCAUUGGACAGGGACAACAAGCCAAAACUGUUGCACCUCAGAGACCAAUCAGAAGAUGAUGUCAAAUCCCCCUCCUCAACAUCAGAAGACGAUGACAGUGAGAAGAAGAAGCAGCAGAAGAAACUGAACAAAAAGAAAAUUAAAAGAAAGAUCUCCAAGUUCUUCAGGUUAAAGUUAGAGAAAGAGAAGGAGAAAGAGGGUGAUGGAUCUCAUCCUCAGAGGCCUUGCUCAUUGCCUAUCACCACAGAACCAGAGCCUAAACCAACCAUCAUCUCUCCUAACCACCCUCCUGGGUUCUAUAAUGAGGUAGCAGAGAAGCUGGAAGAGAUUGCUCAGAGGUCCACCAGUAUAAAGAAAGUGAAUCCCAUCAGCCAGUCUUCCCCAGUAGCUUGUGAUAAAGAGGCAGUGGUGCAGCAGCUUGCUAAGAUACUCUCUGUUGAAGGAGAUUCCAUCAACACUAAGAUCCAGUCGGACCCUUUUCUGCGCUCCGGCUUGACUCGUCUUUCCUAUGCAUCAUUUGCCAAGCUUUUAGACACUUUCAGCAGUAGUCAGGUAUCUGAGGCCCCAGCCCUGCUGCCAACAGCUAGUCCAACACUGCAGCGCAUGGCUGUCACCAUGGAGGUAUCACGGCGGAUAGUGACAGCCACAGGAACCCAGCGCAUGCAAGGUUAUGCAGAGUGCUACAUGGAGACCUUUGCCCCCUGGGUAAAGAGCCAAGGAGGAUGGGAGAAUGUGGUAGAUUUGGAGGAGUGUGUGGAGUACGACUGAGUCCUCAGAGGGGUCUUUUGAUUCCAACUUCAAAUGCUGAAAACUGAUUGACAUCAAAGUGAAGAGACGGUUGGACCAUGCUUUGCUUUCCUACAACAGAUUGUCCAUGAACAAGCUUUCCUGGAGUCAUCUGGACUGUGAGAAGAGCAGAUUCCAUAAGCCUUUGUCUGAUUAUUGUUAGUCAAAUCUUACAAUAAUCACAAGAGGUAACUUCUGCUGAAAGUACAUU